This is a messenger RNA of Dovyalis caffra, 249 nucleotides long. Lineage: Eukaryota; Viridiplantae; Streptophyta; Magnoliopsida; Malpighiales; Salicaceae. The record is from the annotation of a GenBank genome assembly.
AUGCCAGCUGAUGACCUUCUGGUGAGCAAUAAUGUCCACCCUGGGUGGCUCUCUUCUCUCUCUCUUCCUGUCUACUCAUCCUCUGGGGAAGAGGGACUGAUCUCUGAUCUGUCCUUAUUUGGGGCAAAUCGAUCAAAGCAGUGGCCCAAGAACCUUUUUGUUACAAAGGGGAUGUCGAUGGUUCAUCGAUCGGUAAGCCCAAUAAAUCCGGUGUCGAUGGAGUUCCUGGCAACAGAGAAGGGCGAGUAG